Molecule: messenger RNA, 436 nt
Organism: Zerene cesonia (dogface butterfly)
Lineage: Eukaryota; Metazoa; Arthropoda; Insecta; Lepidoptera; Pieridae
Product: SRA stem-loop-interacting RNA-binding protein, mitochondrial-like
Exons: 1
Coding region: 64-321 (85 amino acids)
Molecular function (GO): RNA binding
Source: RefSeq, a predicted model, not a curated record
GAUUACAGGGCCCUAGUCGGCGAUCGGUCGUUGCACUUGUUGGAAAUAGUUGCUCUGUAGGUGAUGGCCAGCGCAGGUAGAUCGGUACGCCUUUUCGUCGGCAACCUGCCGUGGACCGUAGGACAUAGGCAACUAAGAGAAUAUUUCGCUCAGUUUGGCCCACUUCAAAGUGCUAGAGUAGUUUUCGAUCGCUCAACAGGUCUGAGCAAAGGUUAUGGUUUCAUUGAAUUUGUGAGCUCAGCUGAUGCUGCUGAUGCAACCAAUAAACAAAUACACACCUUAGAAGGUUUGAAUUUGUCUGUACAAGCUCAAAAUAAUUAAUUCUUUUUAGAAAUGGCUGAGGCACUGCCAGAAUAUCCUGAUUCAGAUUUUUCUGAUGAUGAACAGUCUCCUUUAGAUAUAUCAUUUAACAAAGCUUCUGACCAUGUUAGGAAAA